CGCUGCGGCGGCGGCGGCGGCGGCGGCGGCUGCCGGGGCUGUCGCGGGCUAGGGCGGUUGGGCUGGCGGCUGAGGUUGGUGGCCAUGGAGUGGGGUUACGAGACGGCUGCUGUGAGGAGGCACCGCGUCGGAGGGGAGCGUCGGGAGGGACCCGAGGACGCGCCGCCGCCGGAGAGGGAGGCCCCGGAGCAGGAGCCCCUGGCGGAUGCGUGCGGCGGCAGAGGCGGCGGCGCGAGGACGCGGAAGAGGAGCCCGGGGGGUAGCGGCGGCGCGAGCCGGGGCGCGGGGACUGGGCUGUCUGAGGCGCGCGCCGCGCUGGGGCUCGCGCUCUACCUGCUCGCGCUGCGGACUCUUGUGCAGCUGUCGCUGCAGCAGCUCGUGCUGCGCAAGGCCACUGGCCACCGCGGGGAGUUCGACGCGCACCAAGCCAGGGAUUAUCUUGAACACAUAACAUCUAUUGGUCCCAGGACUACAGGAAGUCCAGAAAAUGAAAUUCUGACAGUGCACUACCUUUUGGAACAGAUUAAACUGAUUGAAGUGCAAAGCAACAGCCUUCACAAGAUUUCAGUAGAUGUACAACGGCCUGUAGGUUCUUUUAGCAUUGACUUUUUGGGAGGUUUUACCAGCUACUAUGACAACAUCACCAAUGUUGUGGUAAAGCUGGAACCCAGGGAUGGAGCCCAGCAUGCUAUCCUGGCUAACUGUCAUUUUGACUCAGUGGCAAACUCACCAGGUGCCAGUGAUGAUGCAGUUAGCUGUUCAGUGAUGCUGGAAGUCCUUCGCGUCUUGUCAACAUCUUCAGAAGCCCUACAUCAUGGCAUCGUGUUUCUCUUUAAUGGUGCUGAGGAAAAUGUCUUGCAAGCCAGUCAUGGUUUCAUUACUCAGCACCCCUGGGCCAGCUUGAUUCGUGCAUUUAUUAACUUGGAGGCAGCGGGUGUAGGAGGGAAAGAACUUGUAUUCCAAACAGGUCCUGAAAAUCCUUGGUUGGUUCAAGCUUAUGUUUCAGCAGCUAAACACCCUUUUGCUUCUGUGGUGGCUCAGGAGGUUUUUCAGAGUGGAAUCAUUCCUUCAGAUACUGACUUCCGUAUCUAUAGGGAUUUUGGGAACAUUCCAGGAAUAGACUUAGCUUUUAUUGAGAAUGGAUACAUUUAUCACACCAAGUAUGACACAGCGGACAGAAUUCUAACAGAUUCCAUUCAGAGAGCAGGUGAUAACAUAUUAGCAGUUCUUAAAUAUCUAGCUACAUCUGAUAUACUGGGUUCUUCUUCUAAGUAUCAGCAUGGCAACAUGGUCUUCUUUGACGUGCUUGGCUUGUUUGUCAUUGCCUACCCCUCUCGUAUUGGCUCAAUAAUAAACUACAUGGUGGUAAUGGCUGUUGUUUUGUACCUGGGCAAAAAAUUGUUGCAGUCCAAACAUAAGACUGAUAACUACACGAAGGACUUCUUGUGUGGACUUGGCAUCACUCUGAUUAGCUGGUUCACCAGCCUCGUUACCGUUCUCAUUAUAGCCGUGUUCAUCUCUCUUAUUGGACAGUCUCUCUCAUGGUAUAACCACUUUUAUGUCUCCGUUUGUCUGUAUGGAAGUGCAGCUGUAGCCAAAAUAAUAUUUAUACAUACCCUUGCAAAAAGAUUUUAUUACAUGAAUGCCAGUGACCAGUAUCUGGGAGAAGUAUUUUUUGACAUCUCGCUAUUUGUCCAUUGUGGUUUUCUUGUAACUCUCACUUAUCAAGGACUUUGCUCAGCAUUUAUUAGUGCUGUCUGGGUAGCAUUUCCAUUGCUCACAAAGCUUUGCGUGCACAAGGACUUUACGCUGCAUGGUGCCCAAGGAAAAUUUAUUGCCUUUUACCUUUUGGGGAUGUUUAUUCCUUAUCUUUAUGCAUUGUACCUCAUCUGGGCUGUGUUUGAGAUGUUUACCCCUAUCCUCGGGAGAAGUGGUUCAGAAAUCCCACCUGAUGUUGUGCUGGCAUCCAUUCUGGCUGGUUGUACGAUGAUUCUCUCUUCCUAUUUUAUUAACUUCAUCUACCUUGCCAAAAGCACAAAGAAAACCAUGCUAACUUUAACUUUGAUGUGUACAAUUACAUUCCUCCUUGUUUGCAGUGGAACUUUUUUCCCAUAUAGCUCCAAUCCUGCUAAUCCAAAGCCAAAGAGAGUGUUUCUUCAGCAUAUGACUAGAACAUUUCAUGACGUGGAAGGAAACGUAGUUAAACAGGACUCUGGAAUAUGGAUCAAUGCGUUUGAUUAUACAGGAAUGUCUCACAUAACACCUCACAUUCCUGAGAUCAAUGACAGCAUCCGAGCUCACUGUGAGGAGAAUGCACCCCUUUGUGGUUUCCCUUGGUAUCUUCCAGUGCACUUUCUGAUCAGGAAAAACUGGUAUCUUCCUGCCCCAGAAGUUUCUCCAAGAAAUCCUGCUCAUUUCAGACUUAUAUCCAAAGAACAGACACCUUGGGAUUCUACAAAGUUGACCUUUGAAGCAACAGGACCAAGCCAUAUGUCAUUCUAUGUUCGAGCCCACAAAGGGUCAACACUUUCUCAGUGGUCUCUUGGCAAUGGCACUCCAGUCACAAGUAAAGGAGGGGACUACUUUGUAUUUUACUCCCAUGGACUCCAGGCCUCUGCAUGGCAGUUCUGGAUAGAAGUACAGGUCUCAGAAGAACAUCCUGAAGGAAUGGUCACUGUGGCCAUUGCUGCGCACUAUCUCUCUGGGGACGACAAGAGAUCCUCCCAGCUGGAUGCUCUGAAGGAGAAGUUCCCAGAUUGGACAUUUCCCUCUGCUUGGGUGUGCACCUACAAUCUCUUUGUGUUUUAAUCUCGUGGAUGAGCUCUAAGUACAUACCCAUUGGAUCCUCCAUGUGACACAGUUUCUCCUUACGUUACGUGGAUGUUUGUAAUGUAAGUCCAUGAAUUUUAAUGAGCAUA
Messenger RNA from Propithecus coquereli (Coquerel's sifaka), 2918 nucleotides. RefSeq names its product endoplasmic reticulum metallopeptidase 1 (gene ERMP1). Bases 85 to 2808 code for a protein of 907 amino acids. Gene Ontology annotation, biological process: proteolysis. The transcript is spliced from 15 exons. Lineage: Eukaryota; Metazoa; Chordata; Mammalia; Primates; Indriidae. Gene Ontology annotation, molecular function: metalloexopeptidase activity. The record is from RefSeq and is a predicted model, not a curated record.